Parasteatoda tepidariorum (common house spider) is the source of this 1317-nucleotide messenger RNA. RefSeq lists its product as uncharacterized. Lineage: Eukaryota; Metazoa; Arthropoda; Arachnida; Araneae; Theridiidae. The record is from RefSeq and is a predicted model, not a curated record.
CUAGAGAGCCUAGUAACAACCAGUUCAAUUCUAACAAACUUGCAUAGUACGUGUUCCAUCUACGGCUCUGUACAACUGUCGACUGAGGCACAUUUCUUUAUUAGUAUUUCAGCAAAGUAAAAAUGGGGAAUCGAUUGUCUAUGGAAAGGAGAAAAAUAAACAACAUCUAUGAAAAGUUAAGUUACCGAAGAACAUACAAGAAAAGUGAUGUAUCAUUACACACUUAUUACGAGAUUUCAGAACGAGAUCCUGAACGAGCAGGAAAUUCUUUUUGGUCUUUAAUUGAAACUGAUUGGAAACACGUGGAUGAAGUACCUGUCCAGCAGAAUAGGACUUCAGACGAUGCUGAGGAAUUAACAAUGACAAACCAUAGAGAGUGUUGUACUAAUCAACGCUUCGUCGAAUAUGAAAACGAAAAUGCUGAAAAAGUCGUGAACGAACUGGAAAAUAAUACAGAGCAUAUCAAUUAUUUCUCAGAAGAAGCUGUCUUAAACUAUACAGACAAACUUAAAACAGAUGACUACAUUAAAAAGUGGCUUGACACCGUGGAGGAAUCUUGUUUGUGUUAUUCUCAUAAAAAUUCUACUUCGAACUCUAAAGUACUACAGACUGAAGUUGAAUGCACGGUGGAGUCUAAUAUAGACUAUUCAGUAAUUAAUUUCCACGAGUGUAUUAGAGUAUACGAAGAACUAUCUAUAAGAGAUCAAAAAGAAAGGAUGAAUAAAAUCUGCUCAUCAAAAGAGGCCAAUUGGAAUAAUCGAGAUCGAGUUUCUGCUCUUGAUGCACUAACAACCACCAACAAUGAUUUACAAAAUGAAUGGACAACAGUAUACCAAGGAGAACAGGCAUUUCAACAUAGAAUUCCUCGCCUGCUGCAUCGUAAGACUUCACAUGGCCGAAAGGGAUCAAUCACAAACAAUGAUGGAAAAAAAAUAAUUCGCAGUUUCUUGGAAUAUAAAGGAAAAGACAGUGAGAUAAUCGUAAAGGAAUUAAUAGACGAAACAGAGCAUCUUAUGCUAUCCUUUGAAGAAGAUAAUUGGAGACAAGUAGAUAAAGUUCCUCUCAUAAACAGUAAGGCAUUGCAAAAAUUAAUUGAUGAAAAUCAGAAACAUUACAAAAUCCGGAGUUUCGUAGAAUAUAAAGGAAAAGAUAUCAAUUGAUCAAAGUGAAAUUGAAGUAUACAUCUUACCUUAACAUUUCAUUUAAAUUCAACUACAAUUUUUAUGCUGUACAUAUUUAAUAAAUAUCAAUAAUAUCUGAAUUUGGUAAAAAAUCAUUGUAUUUUAUAAUAAAUUAAUAAAUUGUUUCCGUUUUAAA